AUGAACACCUCAACCUUUGACGCGUUCAUCACCCAUGAACAGUCCCAAAUCCACAUCACGCCCCCAGCCAAAGCCGCCAGCGCUGGAGGAGGAGGAGGCGCGCCGCUGCUCCACGUCGACUCCAACAGAACGACGCGCGCUCCUGAGUCGAUUCACCUCCACCACCUCUCCAAACACCCUUCGUCAAUCCGAAAUGAGCCACCCGCGACGGCUCUGGAGUCCAACCGCCCUUCGGGGGGCUUCUCCCGCGACGACGCCGCCGCCGAGUCCGCCGAGCCCACCCAGAGCGUGCUGACCCCUUACAUGAACCGCUGGCGCUUCCUCGCCGCGUGCCUGAUGAAUAUGGGCAACGGGAUCAACGACGGCGCGCCGGGCGCUCUGAUCCCGUACAUGGAGAAGUACUACGACAUAGGAUACGCCGUGGUCUCGCUCAUCUUCAUCGGCAACGCCCUCGGCUUCAUAACAGCAGCCUUCUUCGUAGACGCCCUCCGCGCCCGCCUCUCCCGCGCGCACCUCAUGAUCGCGGCCCAGGCCUGCCUGCUGGCAGCCUACAUCCCCCUCGUCGCCGGCGCCCCCUUCCCCGUCAUCGUGCUCUCCUUCUUCCUCCUCGGCUUCGGCAUGGCCACCAACCUCACCCUGAACACCCUCUUCUGCGGCUCCCUCCGCAACGGCACCACCGCCCUCGGCGCCCUGCACGGCGCCUACGGCCUGGGCGGCACCAUCGGCCCCAUCCUCGCCACCGCCAUGGUCUCCUCCAUCGGCUGGGGCCUGUGGUUCAGGUUCUAUCUCAUCCCCAUGGCCCUCGCCGCCUUCAGCCUCGUCUUCUCCGCGUGGUCGUUCGCACGCUACGAGAACGACAACCCCGCCGCCGCCGAGAACGACCCCGCAGACGAACGGCGCCCGACGGCCAAGGCCCGCCUGGUCUCCAUGUUCCACGCCCUGCGCCGUCGCCUCGUCUUCCUCGGCGCCCUCUUCGUCUUCGCGUACCAGGGCGCCGAGGUCUCCAUCUCGGGCUGGGUCAUCUCCUUCCUCGUGGACUCGCGCCAGGUCGCGAACCCGGAGGCCGUCGGCUACGUGACGGCGGGUUUCUGGGCGGGCAUCACCGUCGGCCGCUUCCUGCUCUCGGGCCUGGGCCAGCGCGUCGGCGAGAAGCUGUUCGUGUACGUCAUGACGGCCGGCGCGGCGUGCUUCCAGCUGCUGGUGUGGUUCGUGCCGAACAUCGUGGGGAACGCGGUGUCGCUGGCGAUCGUGGGUCUGCUGCUGGGGCCGAUCUACCCGUGCGCCGCGACGGUGUUUCUGAGGGGCAUGUCGAGCAAGAGCCGGACGAGCGGGAUCGCGAUCAUCACGGCGUUCGGGAGCAGCGGAGGGGCGUUGGCGCCCUUUACGACGGGAAUGAUUGCGCAGGCGAGCGGUACGUGGGUUCUUCACCCCAUUGCGCUCGCGUUGUUUGCCGCCAUGAUCGGGUGCUGGGUUUUCCUUUCUUCUCGGUCCAAGAGAGAGGAUUAA
This is a messenger RNA of Colletotrichum karsti, 1506 nucleotides long. Its product is annotated as MFS efflux transporter. The transcript has 2 exons. The record is from RefSeq and is a predicted model, not a curated record. The coding region runs from base 1 to 1506 and encodes 501 amino acids. Gene Ontology annotation, cellular component: membrane. NCBI's taxonomy places the organism in Eukaryota, Fungi, Ascomycota, Sordariomycetes, Glomerellales, Glomerellaceae. Gene Ontology annotation, biological process: transmembrane transport. Gene Ontology annotation, molecular function: transmembrane transporter activity.